Gloeophyllum trabeum ATCC 11539 is the source of this 2810-nucleotide messenger RNA. RefSeq lists its product as uncharacterized. Bases 1 to 2691 code for a protein of 896 amino acids. Gene Ontology annotation, biological process: intra-Golgi vesicle-mediated transport. Lineage: Eukaryota; Fungi; Basidiomycota; Agaricomycetes; Gloeophyllales; Gloeophyllaceae. The record is from RefSeq and is a predicted model, not a curated record. Gene Ontology annotation, cellular component: trans-Golgi network; TRAPPII protein complex. The transcript is spliced from 6 exons.
AUGUCGACCUUUGAAGAACUCUUCAACGCUAGCACGCUGGAGGUGCUCGUCCCUCCGGCGUCCUUCGCCCUCCCGGCAACCGGCCCCGCUGACUGCCUCGAGCAGCUCAAGUCCACGGGCGAGCGCAAGACAGCUUUCUUCGACGAGAAACUCCACUUUCUCCUCGCCCUGCACCUCCCUUCGACCGAAGAUGCCUCUGCCAGCCCACCCGCCACCCUCAUCUCGUUCCUCUCCUACCUGCAAGUCUCUUAUGAGGCCUCCUAUAUCCCCUCCAUUCCCGCCGCUCCCCGCCCUGAGGCCUCCCCGAUGCGCCUCUCGGCGCCCCCGCGCACCAUGUCUCUCAAGAACCAGUCCAAACUGAACUUGAGCGUGAAUGCGAACGCGAACAAACAGCACCCAUCCAUAUUCCCGCCACACACGCCCAACCCGACGCCCGGAGCGUCUGGUGAGGAUAGGAGGUACGUGCAGGCGGAGGGCACGCUUCUCAGCGCGGGAACGUGGGGCGAAGAGGCUCCGAAUACAAAGCCGGGCUCGACACCCGUAGAAGAUGAAGACGCGGAGACGUUUGCGUUACUGUAUUCCGAAAAGGACAAGGAGUGGAUAGCGGUGUACAGGCUCGUCGUGACAGUCGCCUUCCUGCGAAUACCCAUCUCCGACCCGCUCCUCUGCCUCACAGUCUCCACGACGCUGCGCGAGAACCCACUCCCGAACCCGCCCGCGUUCCUCGCAUCCUUCUCUUCGUCCCCUCCGCCCGACACGCCAGUGGAUACAGACGGACAGGGGAACGAAGAGGACGAAGAGGAAGGAGAGUUGGCCGGGUUGACGGAGGUCAACCUUCUGGAGGGGCUCGCAUCUGGCCCGACUUUCCCGCCCCUCGACCUUCCUUCCACCCGGCUCCCUCCCACAACUCGUCAAACCGCCUUCUCCCUCCCCCCGGUCCCUUCGUCGCCCUCCUCUCCCUCCCACACUUCGCCCUCCCACCCGUCUUCACCCUCCAGCAAGUCCUCGUCCCGCCGUUCUUCCUACCGCCUCUCCGCCACACAACAUCCGACUCUUCGCAAAUCGCACCGUAAAACUCUGCCCACGCUCUCAGGCUUCCGCGUGCGCCUGCGCUCCGUGCUCGUCCCCUCAGCGGAGGAGGAGGGCGAGGAGCGCACGGUCGUGCUGUGCGUCGAAGUUGAGAACCCGCCUUCUUCUUUCUCGUAUGGGUUCGCGGUCGAGCGUGUGGAGGUGGCUAUAUCUGGGCCAAGUGCGAGUGCGCGGUUGGUUGGGUGGGGUGCGCGCGAAGGGGACGGGGAAGAGGAGAAAGUGUUCCCCCUCCUCGUAGGCGCGGCGGAGCAGUUUAACCUCCUGUACGCCGUAUCCUUCCAUGAGCCCGGCGAGGGGCGCGAAGGGAUGCAGCGCGCGGUGGCGAUCACGAUCCACGGGCGGCCCUUCCACUCUCCUACUUCCCUCUCCUCCCAGGAGCACCUCAUGUACCCCACGCGCUCGUUCGCAUCCCGCUGGAACUGCAUCGUCGACCUCUCCCCGGAGCGCACCGCGCACGCCGAUAUGGUAGCGGUGAACCAGGAUGACGCGCUCCCCGCACCCGCGUCGCCCUUCCCGCAAGUGAGCACACCGCGCACGGCCACGCCCUUCACGGCGCAAGAGAAACCGGCCCCGGUCUCGCAGCAGGUCGCGGGGAGCAAGCGGCACACGCUCGCCGCGCUCGCGCCCACCACGCCCAAGUCCUCGUCGAGACUCAACCCGACGAACUACCGCUCCUCCACCUCGCUGCUUAACCCCUCGCAUACGCGCGACUCCCUCAGCCCGGCACCGCGCACCGCCAUCUCGCCGGCGCCGCGUUCGUCCUUCCUCCCGCCCUCGCUCGUUCUUCAACAAUCAGCCCCGCGCACGCCCACCACGUUCUCCCCGCGUAUCCCCAGUCCUCCCCUUCCUCGUCCGCCCUCGACGCCCACCACACCCGAGGGGCAGUACGCGCGCACUCAAGUCCCACCGACGCCCGCGUACCCCGCUUACCCGAAUUCGCCCGUGCCGCCAACGCCGUACUCGCAGGGCCCGAUGGGUGGGGCGGGGAGCGUGGCGCCGAGCGUGGAGAUCCGCAGGGAGCGCGGUCUGGCGGCAGGUGGCGGAGGACAAGGACAGGUCCCGCCGACGCCCGCGCCGUGGGUCACCGCGGGAGGCGCGGGGGGAGGGAUGGCGCCGCUGCAGAGUAUCCAAACGCAGGCGGACAAGAGCGUGCGCGAGCCGAUUGUGGUGUCGAUCGGUUUACUGCACGACGAGGAGGAUGAGGGGAGGGAGGGCAGGAUAUAUCCCCUCGACCGGUUCACGCUGGAUAUUUUCGUGUUUAACCAGAGCAGCUGGAUCCGGCGGUUCGAGGUGAGCUACCCGCCGCGCGCGAGGCGCAGGCUGAGGGAGAGUGUGAGGGAGAGUGGCGGGUAUUUCCCGAGCGUGACUGCUCCUGUUGAGAAGGAGAGAGAUACGGGCCCGGGGAUUAUGCCGCUCGAGAACCGGGUGAGAGUGGGACCGCUGCGCCCGGAGACUUGCCAGUCGGUGCGGAUGGAGUUCCUCGCGCUUGCGCCGGGCGUGCAUACGAUCGACACGCUGGUCCUGACGGAUAUCGAGUCGGGCAAGUCGAUGAACUUGAGGUCGGUGAUGGAUAUUGUGGUCCAUGACCCUAGUGGUAUAUAGCUGCAGUCCGUUGGAAUGUUGAUAUCAUUAUUACCUUGCUUUUCCUUACAGUCUGCGUGCCAUCGCCUUUCGCUGAGAAUUGGGAUAAGCAACACUGCAUGUUAUCAUCGAGACGUGGG